Molecule: messenger RNA, 1836 nt
Organism: Cladophialophora psammophila CBS 110553
Lineage: Eukaryota; Fungi; Ascomycota; Eurotiomycetes; Chaetothyriales; Herpotrichiellaceae
Exons: 2
Coding region: 1-1836 (611 amino acids)
Source: RefSeq, a predicted model, not a curated record
AUGACGGCCCGUUCAACCUGGAUUGAGCGUGGUCCAGACGGCCGUCCUUACUUUGUCAGAAAGAAGUCAAAUUUGCCGUCUACAAGGCAGAUUUUUUCCCAGACAUUGCUCCGUCGAAGCGCUCGCUCACUCUUCUCAUCUAGGGACUCGCGCCAGAAUCACCACGUCCAGUGCGUCAAUGCGGCCGACGGCGAGCUCGUUCUGCCUGCGCCUACCUCGCCCAACCCUCCUGCAGCUCCAAGUACUCAUCCGACUGCUCCAAUGGCUCCCACCUCUCAGCCUCAACCGCAGCCUGUCACCAUGUACCUUCUUCCUCCCCAGCAUGGUCAGAAUCACUUAGACUCCCGACAGAAAAGCAGCAGUCAAGAACAUGCCACGAAUCCACCAAGCCAAUUUAUCCCAGCACCUACUCCACCGGGCAUUUUCCCAAUCGGACCAUUCCCACCUCACCCAAUGGCGCCUCCGCCGCCGAACUUUUUCGCACCACCCAUGCAAUUCCCAUCUCAACCUCAGUCGUUCCUGGCUACGCCACCAGCUGUUCCACCAGGUGUACAUACAAAUACAGUUCCAGCACCGACUCAGCCAUAUGGACCCCAAAUUCCGCUCCCGGGUCCAAUACCCACGCACGGGGAAGCGAGAUACAAGUGCGAAAUAUGCGGGCGAUAUCGGUCUGCUCGUUAUCACUACAAGCACCCAAUCCAACCAGGACAACUUCCCAGCAAGACAAUCUGUCGGAAAUGCAGGGAGGAGGCGACGGACACUGAAGAAGCCGAUAGUUCAGACAGUGUUCAAUCGCGCAGAUCACGGCACUACCAUUCGCGUGCACCAUCGCGGCGAAGGGUAUCGACCUCUAGGUCACAGAGACACCGAUCGCGAAGUCGAGCUCGAUCAAGAGGUCACCCCAAGCUAAUCGACUACGACUACGGACCGUACAGGGUUCCGUCAUAUACGGAUUCGAGCUCUUCGAGCCAUGAGGAAGAGCCACAUAGUGCUCGGAGACGAAGAAAUCGCCGCCCUGGAAAUGCUGACGCAGGCUUGGUCAGGCGCAUUCGGCGACUUCGCCUCUCCCCCCUCGGAGAGCGUACCUACUAUGACGAUGAUUGUGGAGGACGCGGACGAAAUUACGAGGACGAUUUCAAGGACAGAGAAUAUGAUGGUGAGACUGUUGGGAGACUGCGAUCACGCUCGAGACAGCCAACACCGGGUCCGAGAAUUCUUCAAAGACAGUACUCGGAUCCCUUUGUCAGGACCCCCUCAAUCGAAAAUCCCGCAACAAGCCGGCAGCCCUAUUUUUGGGGACCACUGCAUGCUCAGCCACGAGAGGGAUAUUCUCCCCAACGCGGGCCAAUAUCGCCCCGCAGCAAACAUCCGUCUAUGACCAUUCAACAUGCCACACACCGCUCACGGAGCGUUGGUGAUUCAGAGAACGCACAUGAAGCUGACCAGCGAAGGCCGAUACGGCUGCGAUCCAGAUCUGCCCAGCGAGGUCGCGACCACGACAGACACAUGAUGCAUGAAGAUGAGGACGACAUCCAAGAAGAGAAUGGCCGUCUAGGGAUACAUGCGCCUAGUCCACCGCCCAUUCGUUCGUCCUCCUUGGGAUACAUAGGUGCAGCUGAAUUUGGCGAGGGCGAGCGUCGGCAAGCUCGCUCCGGGAGAGGCCGACGUCGACGGUCACGGUCCCGAUCCCGGGAAGACGAGCACUCGAGGUCUGGAAUCUUGCGGCCCGGGGAUGAAUUGACAGUGAUUGAAAGACACGAGCUAAGAGCCAGGGGGGAUUAUGACUGGUAUGAUGGUGGUGGGAUGAGGGUCAGGGUGCGCGAGAUUUCACGGUGA